AUGACCGGCCAGGGCAGCUCGAGGCUGGAUGCAGCCAUGAGUUUACCUGCAGCUCUGAGUGGAUUUGUUGCCGUCCUUCUCUCUGUGUCAGCGGUUCAGGGUCAGCAUGCCUGGGGAGUGGUCUACAAUCAGACACAGAUCUGUGCUGUGAAAGGAUCAACUGUGGGCAUCAGCUGCACAUACUCAUCUCAAAGCAGAGGAGAUGAUCCUGAAGGUCUACAGACUCUGUGGUUCAGUAAAGGUGGUGAAGGUGGUCCUGUGGAUCUGGUGACAGACCCAGACUACAGCGGUCGUGUUCUGUAUCUCUGUGAUCCGGCGGUCUACACUCUGAGAAUCACAGACCUGAGAGAGAGCGACUCGGCUCAGUACAAGUUCAGCUUCAGAACAAAGCAAGGAGGGAGUUCUACUGGUCCACCUGGAGUCACUCUGUCUGUUACAGCUCUCCAAGUUCAGCUGAUGAAAUCAGAGUACAAACAGAAUUAUACCAGAGCAGAGCUGAAAUGUCAAAGCAGCUGUCAGCCUGAUCAUCAGGCCUACAUCUGGAUCAAGAACGGACAUGAACAUCUGAGAGAAACAUCUUCUUCUGUUUCAGUCUCAGUUUAUUCUGCAGACAGAUACUCCUGUGCUCUGAAAGGAUACGAAGAGUUUCCCUCCAUAUCAGUCUAUGCUCCUCAGCUUCCCUCUGCCUCAGUGAGUCCUUCUGGUGAGAUAGUGGAGGGACGUUCAGUGACCCUGACCUGUGGCAGUGAUGCUAACCCAGCAGCUGACUACACCUGGUACAAGGAGGAUGGGCAGAAAACGAGCAGUAAUGAAUCACAGCUGAUCUUCAGCUCCAUCCAGUCCUCUGACUCUGGACGGUUUAUCUGUAAAGCUGAAAACCAGCUGGGUUGGAAGUGGUCUGAAUACAAACACAUUGAUGUAAAAUAUGCUCCUCAGCUUCCCUCUGUCUCAGUGAGUCCUUCUGGUGAGAUAGUGGCGGGAAGUUCGGUGACCCUGACCUGCAGCAGUGAUGCUAACCCUGCAGCUAACUACACCUGGUACAAGCAGGAUGAAGAGUCUCCAAAGGUUUCAGGACAGAACUUCAUCAUCACUGACGUCAGACCUGAACACAGUGGAAAUUAUUCCUGUGAAGCUCAGAACACCAGAGGAAGCCAGAUCUCCACAGUUCAUCUGGUGGUGGUCAGAGGCUUUACAGAGAUCCUGGCUAGUGGAGCGGCAGCUCUCUAUGAUCUAUACCGCCAGAGACGGUGGAGAGGGAAGAGAGCCGGAGUGCUCGUGAAGCUCCGACAGCAGGGGACUACGCUCACCCCUGCCUUCAAUCCACCUGACAAAUGUGCCUUGCCUGACCAACAAGAUGGAGGAACUGCUUCUCCUCGCCUGUAA
Molecule: messenger RNA, 1383 nt
Organism: Girardinichthys multiradiatus
Lineage: Eukaryota; Metazoa; Chordata; Actinopteri; Cyprinodontiformes; Goodeidae
Product: hemicentin-1-like
Exons: 7
Coding region: 1-1383 (460 amino acids)
Source: RefSeq, a predicted model, not a curated record